This is a messenger RNA of Suillus subalutaceus, 939 nucleotides long. RefSeq names its product PIN domain-like protein. The record is from RefSeq and is a predicted model, not a curated record. NCBI's taxonomy places the organism in Eukaryota, Fungi, Basidiomycota, Agaricomycetes, Boletales, Suillaceae. The transcript has 3 exons. Gene Ontology annotation, molecular function: 5'-flap endonuclease activity. The annotation marks the transcript as partial.
AGUGCAUGGAUGCACAGUGUGUGCGCUGUCUUUCGGAUGAACCAUGCAGGUGCUGGAAAGUCACCAGAGCUGCGCACACUUUUUUUCCGACUAGGCACGCUGCUCAAGCUGCCCCUGCAUGCUGUGUUUGUCUUUGAUGGCCUGCGGCGCCUACCAGACAAAGGUCGAAAGGUCAGAAGCAGCCCCCACUGGCUCACUCAUGACUUCCAGCGCAUGCUGGAGCUGUUUGGUUUUCAUUGGACUGAGGCUCCGAGUGAAGGUGAAGCAGAGCUCGCUGCCAUGAACACCCAUGGUGUCAUCGAUGCCGUGAUGACCGAGGAUAGCGACACCUUGAUCUUUGGUGCUCCCUGCAUCAUCCGAAGCGCAAAAAAAGACAAGGAUUAUCUCAAUGUACAGGUCUAUACAGAAGAUGGCCUUGAACAUGGCUGCUCCUUAACCCGAGGAGACAGACUCCUCAUCGCCCUGCUCGUGGGUGGUGAUUAUGAUGGAGGUGUGCCUGGUUGUGGUAUUGAAAUCGCGCACAAGGUGGCACAGCACAGCAAAAUAGGUCGGAUGAUGCUUGAUGCCUUCCUGUCACUGACACCGGAUGAAUUCUCGAAGCGGGCCAAGGAGCUCAUUGAGGACUUACGUCUUCUGCUCACUUGUGACCCUCACAAUUUCCUUGAGCGCAGGUACAAGGCCGUCGCAGAUCAUAUUCCACAUAAUUUCCCACAACAUGCAUUACUUGGCAAGUAUGUCCAUCCUCUCACAUUAUUUUCAGCCACUGGGAGCGGUACGACGAUGCUGCCAUCAGAUGUGUUAUCCCACCAGCCAGAUCUUGCAAGCCUUGCCGACUUCUGCCGUCAGAAUUUCGGCUGGGAUGAUGACGCCAUCAUUGAGAAGAUGUAUGGGAGUGUAUGGGAGGGUGCAUAUCUGCGCACAUUAUGCAAAGUAAGCAGC